Messenger RNA from Triticum dicoccoides, 1206 nucleotides. Its product is annotated as dof zinc finger protein DOF5.3-like. The record is from RefSeq and is a predicted model, not a curated record. Gene Ontology annotation, molecular function: DNA-binding transcription factor activity; DNA binding. The coding region runs from base 232 to 900 and encodes 222 amino acids. The transcript is spliced from 2 exons. Gene Ontology annotation, biological process: regulation of DNA-templated transcription. NCBI's taxonomy places the organism in Eukaryota, Viridiplantae, Streptophyta, Magnoliopsida, Poales, Poaceae.
CCACGCCCAACCGCUCCCGUCGCCCGAUCGAUCCGUCAGCUCCAUCAUCAUCUGAUUGCCGCCGCCGCCCAUCCAGCUCACACUGACCGCUACGUCUCACUCUCUCCUCCCUCUCCUACCCUCUCCCUACCUGCUACGAGCAGGGAGUAGCUCGGUGAUCACCGCGCGCUCCCGCCCGCAGCUCGUUUUAAGCCGGACACGGCAUGCGCUGCCCCGCCCGCACGGCAAACGAUGGCUCCAGCUUCCGCCUCCCUCCUCCCCGCCGCCGGCUCCAAGCGCCCCUUCGCCGCCGACUCCGCCCCCGACGCUGCUGAGCAAGAGCAGCCGCUCGCGCAGGUCACGUGUGGUGACCAGGAGAGCGCGGCGACCAAGAAGAACGGCCAGAGCCAGAGCGAGCAGCAGAAGCUGGAGUGCCCGCGGUGCAGCUCCACCGACACCAAGUUCUGCUACUACAACAACUACAGCACGGCACAGCCGCGCCACUACUGCCGCACCUGCCGCCGCUACUGGACGCACGGCGGCACGCUGCGCAAGGUCCCCGUCGGCGGCGCGUGCCGCCGCGGCUCCGGCGGCAACAGCAAGCGCCGCAGGUCCUCAGCCGAGCCCCACACGCCCUCGUCCGACUCGCCGCAGCCGGACCAGGACGCGGGCCACCCCGGCCCGGACCUGCCGCUCCCGGUCUUCCCGUUCCUCACCGACGGCGCCGUCUUCCUGCCGCAGUUCGACCUCGGGCUCGGCGUGUUACCGUGGACGACACCAGCAGCCACGGACCACCUCUACGACUGGCUCGCGGCGCCGUGGGGUGGCUGUGACGGGGCGCUCGCCCCCGCCGGCGCGUGGGACGACUUCGGCGGCCUCGAGCUCACCUGGCCGCCGCCGCUGCCGCCUGCCGGGAACUGACCAGCGUCAUCAUGUCAGUCAGCGUGUUGCCGGCGAGUUCGAGGCUCCUGUUUUAUCAUCGCAGCUCCGAUCUAGUGCUAAUUUGAACGGGAAAUUGUGCGUCUCCUGUGAACAACUGGACCACACUAGUUGUCUGAUUACCUAGCUCGAUUCAUUUUCAGGUUAUAUUUGCAUGUAUCAAUGUAUGGAUGUGGCUAGCAAGCGCAUGAGUAUCAGGCUAGUUGUUAAGUACUUUUCCUCGUGACUUGCAAUGUUUUGGUGGUCUAGAUAAACCUAAUGCAUGCAACUUAGCAACGUUUGUGAUUA